Adineta steineri is the source of this 765-nucleotide messenger RNA. NCBI's taxonomy places the organism in Eukaryota, Metazoa, Rotifera, Eurotatoria, Adinetida, Adinetidae. The record is from the annotation of a GenBank genome assembly.
AUGUCAGAGAACGGUCAAAUACGUCAACAAAUUUUAUUUGCCUACAUAUUAGGUGCCAAGCAAAUGAUUAUCGCUGUGAAUAAGAUGGAUGCUGAUAAUGUUUGCUACUCCAGAAAUCGUUUCAAUCAAAUCCAAUUCGAAGUAUCCACCUAUUUGAAAAAAAUUGGUUAUCCAUUGAAGAACAUCGCGUUCAUCCCCAUUUCUGCUUGGAAUGGAGACAAUUUGAUUACAGCAUCGAACAAAAUGGUUUGGUUCACUGGCUCAAUCAUAGAACGUCAAGUAGACAGUGUUAUUUGCAAAACUUUUCUAGAAAUUCUUAAUACAAUUGUUCAGUGUCAAAAGCUUAUUGAUAAGCCCCUCCGCUUACCAUUACAAGAUGUCUAUAAAGUACGUGACAUCGGAACAAUAGUCAUGGGUCGAAUCGAAACUGGUGUAUUAAAGACGAAUAUGACUAUUUUCAUGCUCAAUAAUUCAGGUCAACUUAAACAAGGUGAUCAUCUUAUAAUCUACUGUUAUACGGCACGUGUUACAUGUCAAAUUAUUGAAUUAAUCGAUAAAAUCGAUCAUCAAAUAAAUGAAGCAAUUCAAAUAUAUCCACAAUGGAUCAAAUCACGUGAUCUUUCUACAGUAAAAAUGAUUCCAUUGGAAUCUGUCUACUUUGAAAAGUUUGAUGAUUAUCCAUCGUUGGGUAAUUUCAUCAUACGUGACAAAAAUAAAAUAAUAGCCAUUGGCAUCAUCAAAGAUGUCAAAAACGAUUCAUGUUGA